Messenger RNA from Talpa occidentalis (Iberian mole), 2832 nucleotides. It is a transcript of the gene INO80E, whose product is annotated as INO80 complex subunit E. Gene Ontology annotation, cellular component: Ino80 complex; nucleus. Gene Ontology annotation, biological process: chromatin remodeling. The record is from RefSeq and is a predicted model, not a curated record. The transcript is spliced from 8 exons. Lineage: Eukaryota; Metazoa; Chordata; Mammalia; Eulipotyphla; Talpidae. The coding region runs from base 638 to 1465 and encodes 275 amino acids.
GAGUUUGCGCACGCGCGGUGUGGUGGCGCCGGGAGGCGAGCGACCGUUGGGUCUCGGUCGCUGGCCUUUUUGGGUCGAGAACUUUGACGGACAAAAUUUGCUUUUUUCGGGCAGUUGGAGGUCUCGCGGCUUUUUCCUUUUCUUAACGAAUCGUUUUUAAGUUUCUCGUUAGAAACCGACUCGGUGCCGGCAACCUCUGCGUGAACGUAGUCAGCUCGCGACGCUCUCUCCGUCCGUGGCCACGGGCACUGGCUAUGCCGCUGUUAUUUGGGAAAGCAGUGGAACAGGCAUCCUCGCCUGGAGACUAGGAAUCCCUGAGGGAAAAUCUUGUGGCUUUCAAAUCGCUAAGCACUCUUAGUGAAGGACGUCCUUCCGCGUCCUCCAUUUUUAUGACGUCAUCGCGUCGCUGCGACGCCAUCUUCAACGCAGCCCCUGAAAGCAACGCUUGUUUCCCGGUCUUCCCCAAGAGGCCGUGCUUGUGGGUACGAGCCCCGGGCGAGGGGUACGCCGGGAGUUGUAGUCCUAGCGUGCACAGUCUUGCCGAGUCUCCGGAAGUGGAGGCUUGAGAGGCCGGGCUCAGCCGGCUUAGGGUAGCGGGACUCCGGCUAGUGCUGGGGUGCUGCUCCCGGGGCCGGUCAUGAAUGGGCCGGCGGACGGCGAAGUGGACUACAAGAAGAAAUACCGGAACCUGAAGCGAAAGCUCAAGUUCCUCAUCUACGAACACGAGUGCUUCCAGGAGGAACUGAGGAAGGCGCAGAGGAAAUUGCUGAAGGUGUCCCGGGACAAGAGUUUUCUCCUAGACCGACUUCUUCAGUACGAGAACGUGGAUGAAGACUCUUCUGACUCAGAUGCCACUGCAUCCUCAGAUAACAGCGAGACAGAAGGGACACCCAAGUUGUCGGACACGCCAGCCCCCAAGAGGAAGAGAAGCCCUCCACUGGGGGGUGUCCCCUCCCCCUCCAGCCUCUCCCUGCCUCCUUCAACAGGGUUUCCCCUUCAGGCCUCCGGGGCCCCCUCCCCAUACCUGAGCUCGCUGGCUUCCCCCCCCUACCCCCCAUUCCCUUCUGACUACCUGGCCCUGCAGCUGCCCGAGCCCAGCCCCAUGAGGCCCAAGCGGGAGAAACGACCCCGCCUGCCCCGGAAACUCAAGCGAGCUCACUGUGGCUGCAGUGUGGAGGAGGAGCUGCAUCUGGCAGAGGCUGAAGGCAGGGAGUCCAGUGAGGAGGCUGGUUUCGUAGCCCAGAUGGCGGUGGGACCCCCCGACUGCCCUGUGGGAGGGCCGCUGGCCUUCCCUGGCCGGGGUUCAGGGGCUGGGGUAGGCGCAGCCCUAGCCCCCCUGCCCCCUCCCAAGCUGCCGCCACCCACGAUCCUGAGCUCCGUCCCUCGGCAGAUGUUCAGCGAUGCGGGCAGCGGGGACGAUGCCCUGGAUGGGGAUGAUGACCUGGUGAUCGACAUCCCGGAGUGACCGCCCUUCUGCCCACGCUCCCGCCCAGCACCCUCUGCCAGCACACACGAGCCCCUGGCUUCCGCAGAGACGUUUAUUGACACUCAGUUGCCAUGCUGCGGCCACUGACACAAUCAGAAAAGGCAUAAACAUGCAUGAAUGUCCCCCAGGAAACGGGCCUGGGCCUCUCACCAGGGGACGGGGGCCCUGCCCUCACAUCCCGGCCCCUUCCAGGGAGCAGUUACUUCGUGAGUGACCGGGAGCAUCAGCCGCCUCCCAGAGCGGCGGUGACCCUGCGGUGGCCCCCCUUGAGUAGGGCAGCUGUACAGGGCUAGGUUUUUUUUUUUUCAGUCAAGAUUCUGUAUUAAAGAAGUGGCUCUUUUUUGCUUUUUGUCCUUUUGUGGAAACACUCUCCUCCAAACCCCCCCUAAUCCAUCCUCCUCCCUGCAGGGGAGGGGAGACGGGCAGCCUGGAGAGGCAGGAGAGAGGAGCAGCGGCUGGGGCCUGGGGUGGGGACACUGCAGGACCCCUGCAGGUGUACACAGGGCGGGUGAUUUGCAUAUUUUGCGUGUAGUAGCAAGUCAGGCAGGAGGAAGUUUGCAUAUGUGAAUAUAGAUCUCCACGGUCCCUCACAAGAAGACAGACCCACGGUCACAGAGACUCUCACAAAAUAAGACAGGUAGUGCAGGGCGGGGCAUCCACCCCGUGUAAACGUGCAACACACUCGUGCGAAGGUUGGGUACUGGACCCGGCCCUGAGGGGCCUGUGCUGGGCAGCCAUCGGCUGCUCAGGCUAAGGAAAGCGCCCCGGCUGCAGGGGGCAGCUCAUUGGUCAAGGUGUGCCAGCGCUCCAGGGCUGUGUCCAGCUGCUGCAGACACUCAUUCCAGUGCUUCCGGGCCUCUCCCUGGGCGCCUGGCCCCAGAGACACGCCACCUGAGGAGAAUGUAGAAGCCAGCAAAAUGAGGGCCCACCUCACAGCUGGCCUGCCCACCCUCGGGGACCACCCAACGGGCUGCUGCCUCACCAAUGAAGUCAUUGGAUUUGCCUAUGUCAUAGUCCCAGACUGUGACUUCCAGAGUCUUCGUGGCUAGGGCGGAGAGCUCCAUCUCGUAGAAGAACUCCUGCAAUAGGGUAAGCCACGCCUUCCAUGAGGUGCUGCCUUUCCUUCUCUCCCCUCAGUGUACCUCAAAUUUUGGUCCCUCUCCUUUACCUCAUUAAAUUCCGGGUUCAGAGUCUUCUUCUUCACACAUGUUUUAUGCUUGGAUUUUUUAUCCACGUCUGGCCUCAGGUACCUGUCAAGGAAAGGGUGGGGAAUGCUAUGGUCAGAGUCAGGCCAGGCCCAAGGGAUGAGGAAGGGGGUCAAGCUCCCUGUGGAGGGGAAGGUGGGC